GCGGAUACUGCAAAGAAAUGAAACCUAAAGGAAUCAUAAAGAAAGCAGACACCGCAUAGCCUAUAGAGGAGAACACACACAUUUGGAAAGAUAAGGAGUUUGCAUAUUGGCACUUUCCUGUUGCGGGACUGUGAUUGGCUGUUGAUGUCAGAGGAACCCCACAGAAUGUGGUCCACCUUUCGUCACUAUUUAACUUCUGACACAAUCACGAUGGCUACAGCCGCAGAUACUGCCAGCCAGCUUCAGUGCUCCAUGUGUGAAAACCUGACAGAAGAUUUAGUCACUCUGAGUUGUGGACACACCUUUUGCAGAAGCUGUCUGGAUCAGCUCGUAAAGAUGAGCGAUCCUCAGUGUCCUAACUGCCCCCAGGCUCCUAGGAGGGUGGAGAUGGAUGACCCGAGUCACUUUAACACAGAUGAAAGAGCCUCAGGUUUAACUGCUAACACAGAAAAGCUGCAGUCACAAAAGCUAAAGUCUGCUAAAGUCACAAAAGCUGCAGAAAUCGUCAGCCAACUUCAGUGCUCCAUGUGCAAAAACCUGAAAGAAGAUUCAGUCACCGAGAGCUGUGGACAUACCUUUUGCAACACCUGUCUGUAUCAGCAGGUAGACAAUCGGGGUGAUCGGGAGUGUCCUCUGUGCCAUGAGGCUAUUCUGCAGGCACAGAUGGAUGACCUGAGUCUCCCUUACACUGGUAAUAAAGGUGAGAUUCCUUGCAACCUCUGUCCAUUCAUAGCUGUGAAGUCCUGCUUGACCUGUUUACUCUCAUAUUGUGAGUGUCAUCUGAAGCCGCAUCAGACUAUGGAGAGGCUGAGGGGUCAUAAACUGGUAAAACCAGUGAAGAGAUUGGAAGAGAGAGCAUGCAGUGUCCACGGCAGACCUCUGGAGCUCUACUCCACCCAAGACGAACGCUGCAUCUGUGCUUUAUGUGUGACACCUGGUGUAGAUGUCAUACCUGUGGAGACAGAGAGAAAGAGGAGAGAGGCCAAACAGAAAAUGACUAUUGUGGAGUUGGAGAGCGUGAUUGAAAAGGGAGAAAAAAAAAUCAUAGACCUUAAGAAUACGGUCAGAAACACUGUAGCUGAGAUGAGCAAAGAGCAGAAACAGAUAAACAAAGUGUUUGCUGCAGUGAUGGAUGCUGUAAAGACAGCUGAGAAUGAGCUGAUUGCUCCUCUAGAGGAUGCAAGAAGGAGACUGGAGAGAGAGAUGGAAGAGAAGACACAGCAGAUACAAAGAAAAAAUUUACGGCACAGAGAAACCAUUAACCAUCUGAAUCAAACUCAGAAUGAAGAAGAUGACAUCCUCUUUCUCCAGUCACAUCCAUCUGUGCCUGCUGAAUUCAUAGAUGAUUUGAGAGUUUCUAUUGACACUAAACUAAACUUUAGCUCCAUGAGAAAUAUAACUGCACCUGUUUUGACUUCUAUAAGGACUCAGCUGGAGAAUCUUUGCUACUAUGAAAUGAUAAGGAUUCAGAGGUUUUUAGUGGACUUGAUGCUGGAUAAAAAAACUGCACAUCCAACUCUGGAAGUGUCUCAAGACUGCAAAGCUGUAAGAGGCAAAGCAAACGCUCAUGACAUCCCGAGUGGCCCCAAUCUGUUGGAUGGUGUCCUGGGAAACCUUCAGAUCACAUCUGGAAAAGCAUUCUGGUUAGUGGAGGUGGGACAGACAACGGGCUGGGAACUGGGCGUAGUGAGAGAAAAUGCAAACAGGAGAGGAAAAGUCUCCUACAAACCCAGUGAAGGUUAUUGGGUCUUUGUGUUCUGUGGUCCAAACACGUAUGGAGCUUUUGAAGAAAAACCCAUUCAGCUGCAUCUCUCCACCAAACCUCAGAAGGUGGGAGUGUUUGUCGACUAUGAGAACGUUCUCAUCUCCUUCUACAAUAUGGACGAUCAGUCACACAUUUACACAUUCACUCAGUGUAGAUUCAAUGAAACGAUACGUCCGUAUUUUAACCCUCAUCCCAACAAAAAUGUCAAAAAUUCAGAUCCAAUGAUCGUUUCUUCUUUUAAUCCAUCAAUAUAACAUAUACAGUAACACCUCACUACACACACACACAUACAUAUAUAUAUAUCAACAUGAUCUCACAAAGUUCCGUGGGAUAGUCACGGAAUUUUUUGCUCAUUUUUCCGUGGCAUUCUCAUGUAUCUCUGCAUAUUUCCGUGGCCCUGCCACAGACUUUCUUUUCCAUGGGAUUCUCACGGAUUGGUUACUCAACUGCUUUUUCCUAUUUGUAAACCAUUGUCGCUUCCGUUUAGGGUUAGAUUUGGUGUUUGCGUUAGUAUGUUACUUUAAGUAUUGGUUUAUACUAUUCUUUCUGAUGUAUUCUUUUAUAUUUUUUAAACUUUAGUCAAUUGUCACCUGGCAUUGGGGUUAGAGUUGGGUUUGGGUAAGGAUGUCAUUUUAUGUAAAUCUAACCCUAAACCGAAGCAACAAUGGUAAGAAAAUAGGACAAAACAGUUGGGUAACCAAUCCGUGAGAAUGCCACGGAAAAAUAAGCAAAACAUUCCGUGACUAUGCCACGGAAAUUCUUGAGAUCAGGUUAUACAUAAUGACAAUUAUUUAAUAUCAAAUAUCACAGUGGAUGGGGUAUUAUGCAUUUUAUAUAUUUAUACAUUUGAUUUUAAAAUAGCUUUUGCCAAAAAGUAAAGACACAGUACUAUUUAAAAGUUUGGAAACACUGAACUUCUCAUCUAAAUAUACUUGAAGGAAUAUCCUUAAAACAUUUAUAUUAAUAUACUUUGUUCAUAUGCUUUUUCUCUAGCGUUUUUGUUUGAAAAUCACAGUUUAACACCAGACAGUUACAGAUAACUGUAUAGCCCUUACGAAAAUUAACCAUGGUUUUACUACAGUUAAAACCAAAAAAACCAUGGUUAGUGUAGUAAAACGAUGGUUUUGCUGAUAGUAAUCAAUGCACCAAAAAACCAUGGUUACUACACUUUUACCACAAUAAAACCAUGGUUAAUUUUUGUAAGGGAGUGUACAAUGAAUUUGAGCUUUUUCUGUUUGGUGAUUUUUAGCAUCCAUCUGGAUGAAGGUUUAUAGUCCCACAGUUCAGAACAAUGCAAUAUAUAUACAACUUUGUUCCUGCACUUGUUAACCCAGUUAAUCUAUCAUCUAUCUAUAUCUAUUUGUUUAUUUUAUUUAAAAGGUUAUGGUUUAUAUUUUAUUUAUAUUUCAUGCAAUUAAUUUAGCGGUGACGGGAAUUAACAACAGCACUCUUCUCAUAUUUAUUACGCUGAGCACUGUUGUGUUGUUUGCAUGUUUCAAGAUUUAUUACCUCAUUCACUGCAAACCAAAUAUACCUACAUAUACAAAUAAAGGAAUAUAAACCUGAUGUUUGUAUGAAAUGUGUUUAUAUCCCCCCCACACAGUAGUUUGUCAAAGAGCAGAGGAUUGGUUGACUAAAUUUUAAUGGGUUGGUUGGGUUGGUUGGUUACAGAAGAAAACUCCACAGUAUGCAACCUUUUUCAACCUUUUUAAAAAAUACAUACAAAGAUUUUCUUCCAAUGUGACGUGAAUAUAAAUGCCAAAAAAUAUAUAGGUGAAAAAUAAAUAUUGUAAACAUAUUUUUUUAUAUUUAUUUCAGCACACAUAUUUUAAUUUAUAUUAUUUUUAUAUUUUGAAGUACAUUUAAAAUCAAAUUUGAAAAUACAGUAUACAUUUUUUUGCUGUGUAUUCAUGUUGUGCAGUGAAACCAGUUAUAUAAUAGCACAAGUAGAUGUUAGCAGAGAUUAUCUCCAACUUGUAUCAGCACACCUGUCUGGAGGUUUCAGGUCUGCCAUCUAAAGCUACAAAUUGCACAAACGUGAGACUGUAAAUGCAGACUAGUGAGUGUGAGUUCAGCUUGAUGAUGUUUAAUGUCCCUGACAAUGUCUUUAGUUCAGUUAGAAACUUGUUAGCAAGUAGCAACUGGCUUUUUAAAGACACGUUAAAGCUUUAAAACAGGUGUGUUUUACGCUGUAGAAAAAAGUGACAAUAUUUAACCACAACUUAUUUCCGGCAUUAAGACAAGAGCCCAUGCAAAAACCAACUUACUUCGGGAUGAUGGAACCAGAUGUGCUGAAAUGCUAAAUGUUAAAACUCGC
Misgurnus anguillicaudatus (oriental weatherfish) is the source of this 4082-nucleotide messenger RNA. Its product is annotated as E3 ubiquitin-protein ligase TRIM39-like. NCBI's taxonomy places the organism in Eukaryota, Metazoa, Chordata, Actinopteri, Cypriniformes, Cobitidae. The record is from RefSeq and is a predicted model, not a curated record. Gene Ontology annotation, molecular function: protein binding; metal ion binding.